GAAACUGCACCAGACUCCGCCCCACUCUGUAGAGAGAGCCAAUCAGGAAGCAGCCCGGGCUGAUCGCGUGUUCUGUGUCAUGGCGGCCUGCAGGCAAUGUUGCUCGUGCCUCCGGCUCCGGCCGCUGGGCGAUAGUCCCCUUCGUCUGCCAGGGAGGGAUCGGGUACUCACUCGCUUGCAGGUGCGAGCACUAUGGGGUGGCGCUGGAUCGCGAGCUGUGGCGGUGGAAUUAGGUAACAGAAAAUUAGAAAUAUCCUCUGGGAAACUGGCCAGAUUUGCAGAUGGCUCUGCUGUGGUACAGUCAGGUGAUACUGCAGUAAUGGUCACAGCAGUCAGUAAAACAAAACCUUCACCUUCUCAGUUCAUGCCUUUGGUGGUUGACUAUAGACAGAAGGCUGCUGCAGCAGGUAGAAUUCCCACAAACUAUCUUAGAAGAGAGAUUGGUUCUUCUGAUAAAGAAAUUCUUACUAGUCGUGUAAUAGAUCGUUCAAUUAGACCACUCUUUCCAGCUGGCUACUUUUAUGAUACACAGGUCCUUUGUAAUUUAUUAGCAGUUGAUGGUAUUAAUGAGCCUGAUGUUCUAGCAAUUAAUGGUGCUUCUGUAGCCCUCUCAUUAUCAGAUAUUCCUUGGAAUGGACCUGUUGGAGCAGUACGAAUAGGAAUGAUUGAUGGAGAAUGUGUUGUUAACCCAACACGAAAAGAAAUGUCUUCUAGCACAUUAAAUUUAGUGGUUGCUGGUGCACCUAAAAGUCAGAUUGUCAUGUUGGAAGCCUCUGCAGAGAAUAUUCUGCAGCAGGAUUUUUGCCAUGCUGUCAAAGUGGGAGUGAAAUAUACCCAACAAAUAAUUCAAGGCAUCCAGCAGUUGGUAAAAGAAAUUGGUGUUACCAAGAGGACACCUCAGAAGUUAUUUAUCCCUUCACCAGAGAUCAUAAAGCACACUCAUAAGCUUGCCAUGGAAAGACUGUAUGCAGUUUUUACAGAUUAUGAACAUGAUAAAAUCUCUAGAGAUGAAGCUGUUAACAAGAUACGAUUAGAUACAGAGGAACAACUAAAAGAAAAAUUUCCAGAGGCUGAACCAUAUGAAAUAAUAGAAUCAUUCAAUGUUGUUGCAAAGGAGGUUUUUAGAAGUAUUAUUUUGAAUGAAUACAAAAGGUGUGAUGGCCGAGAUUUGACUUCACUUAGGAAUAUAAAUUGUGAGGUAGACAUGUUUAAAAUUCUUCAUGGAUCAGCAUUGUUUCAAAGGGGACAAACACAGGUGCUUUGUACUGUGACAUUUGAUUCUUUAGAAUCCAGUAUUAAGUCAGACCGAAUUAUAACAGCUAUAAAUGGGGUAAAAGAUAAAAAUUUCAUGCUACACUAUGAGUUUCCUCCUUAUGCAACAAAUGAAAUUGGCAAAGUGACUGGUAUAAAUAGAAGAGAACUUGGGCAUGGUGCUCUUGCUGAGAAAGCUUUGUAUCCUGUUAUUCCCAAAGAUUUUCCUUUCACCAUAAGAGUCACCUCUGAAGUGCUAGAGUCAAAUGGGUCAUCUUCUAUGGCAUCUGCAUGUGGUGGCAGUUUAGCCUUAAUGGAUGCAGGGGUUCCAAUUUCAUCUGCUGUUGCAGGUGUAGCAAUAGGAUUGGUCACCAAAAAUAAUCCUGACAAGGGUGAAAUAGAAGACUAUCGUUUGCUGACAGAUAUUCUGGGAAUUGAAGAUUACAAUGGUGACAUGGAUUUCAAAAUAGCUGGCACUAAUAAGGGAAUAACUGCAUUACAGGCUGAUAUUAAAUUACCUGGAAUACCAUUAAAAAUCGUGAUGGAGGCCAUUCAACAAGCCUCAGUGGCAAAGAAGGAGAUACUACAGAUAAUGAACAAAACUAUUUCAAAACCUCGGUCAUCUAGAAAAGAAAAUGGACCUGUUGUAGAAGCCGUUCAAGUUCCAUUAUCAAAAAGAGCCAAAUUUAUUGGACCAGGUGGAUAUCAUUUAAAAAAACUUCAGGCCGAAACUGGAGUAACUAUUAGUCAGGUGGAUGAAGAAACAUUUUCUGUAUUUGCACCAACACCUAGUGCUAUGCAUGAAGCAAGAGACUAUAUUAGUGAAAUCUGCAAAGAUGAUCAGGAGCAACAGUUAGAAUUUGGAGCAGUUUAUACUGCCACAAUAACUGAAAUCAGAGACUCUGGAGUAAUGGUUAAACUGUAUCCAAAUAUGACAGCAGUACUACUUCAUAACACACAACUUGAUCAACGAAAGAUUAAACAUCCUACUGCCCUAGGUUUAGAAGUUGGUCAAGAAAUUCAGGUGAAAUACUUUGGACGGGAUCCUGCUGAUGGAAGAAUGAGACUUUCUCGCAAAGUGCUCCAGUCUCCAGCUACAACUGUUGUCAAAACCCUAAAUGACAGAAGCAGUAUUGUUAUGGGAGAAUCCAUUUCACAAUCAUCAUCUAAUUCUUCCCCAUGAAUUUUUUAAAAAGAAUUCUAGUGCUGUUCCAUAGAGCAAAAUUCUAGUAGUGUCUUCUAAUGUGCAAAUUUAUAUAUAGUAUAAAUAUAUUCUAAUUAUUUGUA
Condylura cristata (star-nosed mole) is the source of this 2538-nucleotide messenger RNA. RefSeq names its product polyribonucleotide nucleotidyltransferase 1 (gene PNPT1). Gene Ontology annotation, biological process: mitochondrial RNA 3'-end processing; mitochondrial mRNA catabolic process. Gene Ontology annotation, molecular function: polyribonucleotide nucleotidyltransferase activity; 3'-5'-RNA exonuclease activity; RNA binding. Gene Ontology annotation, cellular component: cytosol; mitochondrion. The record is from RefSeq and is a predicted model, not a curated record. The coding region runs from base 80 to 2434 and encodes 784 amino acids. The transcript is spliced from 28 exons. Lineage: Eukaryota; Metazoa; Chordata; Mammalia; Eulipotyphla; Talpidae.